CCCCCGCAUAGUGAGCGUUGUAAAUGCUAGCCAGCUGGAUCUUUCUCUUCCUUGCAAUAUCUUAUAAUGAGGUGUACUUACUAGUGAGGGUCCAAGUGUGUUAAAUUCUUUCAUUAUGUUUUUUGUUUUUUUUAUUAUGCGGACGGACCUCAAUUUUAAGAUACACCCUCAGGGUUUAAAAACGUACCUUAUAAUGAGGGGUUUGUUAAAUAGAGGAGUUUUGGCUUAACCGGCUUCCCCUACCACCGGACCUCAAUUUUAAGAUAUACCCUUAGGGUACCUUAUAAUGAGGUGUUUGUUAAAUAGAAGGGUUUUGGUUAACCGGCUUCCCCUACCUUUGUUUAGACGUCUUCCCCCACUUAAAACAAAACCUUCGUAUCUUACACGGAGAGGUUGCGAGGUGUCCUACCUAAAAACGGUCGAGACAGGGAAUAUCGAACGAGCCCGGUCUCGACCGUUCUUAGGUCGGACACCUCGCAACCUCUCCGUGUUAAACUGAGGUUUUUUUAAAAAUAAAUUUUUGGGUGUAUUUUGUAUUAGGUCCGUCUGUGUAUAUUUAUAUAAAAUUUAUUCGGAUUUCAAAUAUAAUAAUAAAAUGUUUUUAUGAUUUUUUUGGAUGUUGUUGAUUUUUUGGUUUUGGGACCAAAUGUCUUCUUAAAAAAAUUUAAUUAAAAAAAAUUAAUUUUUAGCUUUAAUUUUUAAAUAAAAUGAGUGAAUGGGACAGAUUGGUGGAAAAACUUCGGCAUCCAGAGAAUCCAGUGGUUUUCUUUGAUGUUGCUGCUGGUGGAGCUCCUAUAGGUAGAAUAGUAAUGGAACUUUUUGCCGAUGUUUGUCCAAAGACUGCAGAAAAUUUUAGACAAUUUUGCGCAAAGACGGUGUUCCUGUUGGAUUUCAUGAUACAAGGAGGCGAUUUUGUUAACGGUGAUGGAACAGGGAUGACUUCAAUUUAUGGACCCAAAUUUGCUGACGAAAAUUUUGAUUUAAAACAUGGAGAGCCUGGAAUACUUUCUAUGGCAAACGCUGGUCCAGACACUAACGGCUGCCAAUUUUUCAUUACUUGUAAUAAAUGCGAUUUUUUGGAUGGAAAACAUGUUGUUUUUGGUCGUGUACUUGAUGGUCUUCUGACUGUUCGGAAAAUUGAAAAUGUCCCAAUAGUACAAAAUAGCAAACCUAAAUUGCCUAUUGUUAUUGAAUUGUGUGGGGAACUUUAAAUAAAAAUUUUUUCAUUUUUUUAAAUUUAUUUAUAAAAUUUUGUUUGAAAAAUAAAUUUAUUUUUUUAUUAAUUUUUGGUUUAUUCCAAUUUAUUAUUUUUAAAUUUUGUUUUUAAUUUUAUUUUUUUAAUUAAAAAUUUUAAAUUUUUAUUGAAAAAAUGGACAUUUCACCUAUAGGUCAGGAAGAGAAUAUUGAUUUGGUACAAAAUGAAGAAGAGAAUAAUCUUCUUGUAGGCUCGUCAUCUUUAAAUAAUGGAAAUGAGAUGGUUGGAGAAGGUUUUUUUUAAAUUUAUUGAGAAGUUUUAAAUUACUAAAAUUGGGGGUGGGGGUUUGGCUACGCCAGAGUUCCUGUUUUUCAAAUUCGUUUUGUCUGAUC
Molecule: messenger RNA, 1587 nt
Organism: Meloidogyne enterolobii
Lineage: Eukaryota; Metazoa; Nematoda; Chromadorea; Rhabditida; Meloidogynidae
Source: the annotation of a GenBank genome assembly